Leptomonas pyrrhocoris is the source of this 1365-nucleotide messenger RNA. RefSeq names its product putative acidocalcisomal exopolyphosphatase. Gene Ontology annotation, molecular function: exopolyphosphatase activity. The transcript has a single exon. Gene Ontology annotation, cellular component: cytoplasm. Lineage: Eukaryota; Euglenozoa; Kinetoplastea; Trypanosomatida; Trypanosomatidae. The coding region runs from base 199 to 1365 and encodes 388 amino acids. The record is from RefSeq and is a predicted model, not a curated record.
GUGAGAAAGAAGCACAAGACGACUAAUAUCUAUUUUCGUUCUUGCUGCAUUUCUUUUUCGCUUCCAACAUUUUCUUCUCUUACCUGUGCAGAGUUUCUGAAUUACCAGAGAAGUCAUUUUUUUCUGUGUGUGUUCUCAGCCCUUCAGCGUAUACAUAUUUGUUGUCGUGUUUGUUGUUGAAUGAAAAGUACACCUACAAUGGCGAGCGUUAUUAACGAAUUUUUGCGCGAAUGCAUGUCGAAGGUGGCCAGCAAAGUGCGCCCUCUUACUGUCGUGCAGGGCAAUGAAGGUGGGGAUAUGGACAGCAUUGUGGGUUCGAUUUACUUUGCGCUGCUGUUGGAGAAGUCGAAUAGAUGGAAUGUUGAAAACCCUGUCCCCGCGAUCAACUUUCCACCAGAAGACUUGGUACUUCGCAACGACGUCGUAAAACUUUUUGAGGAAGUUGGUAUAGACACCUCUCUGAUCAUGUCUGUUCAGAAGGGCCAGUCGCCAGACCGCUAUAUCGACCUUGCUGCAUUGGAUGCAAAGAUUUACCUCUACGAUCACAACAAGCUGACGAGCCGUCAAGAAGCAUUUGACCACAAAGUAAUUGGCAUUUUGGAUCAUCACAUGGACGAGAAGAAGCAUACGGAUUUCGCACCUCGCCGGCGACUUAUUAAGGCUGUUGGGUCAUGCUGCACCCUUGUUACAGAAUGCUUCAACGUCUGCGAAAGAGACGUUCCGUGUCCUGAGCUGCUAGACGCCCCGAUUAUUCUGGACACCGUGAACUUUGAUCCUGCGCAAAAGAAGGUCACCCCUGAAGACAUUGCGAUGCACCAGUGGCUCUGCAGGCGAAUCGACGAUGAAGACUACGACACAGCUGCUAUAUACAACAAGCUUGCUCAAUGGAAGAACGAUGUUCUGGUUCUCACUGUUGCCGAAAACAUGCGACGUGAUUACAAGAAGUUCGACUUCCCCUGGUUAGGAAAGAAAGGCGUGAUGGUUACGGGAACCAGCAGUGUGCCAUGCUCAUGCCCGGAAUUUCAAGAGAAAUACACGGUGCCUCAAAUAGUUGCAGAGGCAGUGAAAUUUAUUCGAGAGCGCCAACUGGAUGUGCUUAUUUUUGCGUUUGCAGGACACGUGGAUGGAAAGCACUCUCGGGAAGUUGCAUUUUGCGCAAAACCGGAAAUUAUGGAGGUGUUUGCACCGUUUAUUGAAGAUUCCUCUGAUGGUAUCGUUUUCUCGCUCAUAUCUGAAUCCGCGACGGAAGACAAGUCCUACUCAUAUGCGUCUUAUUCAUUGAGCGAUCCGGCAGUGUCUCGCAAAAAACUGGUUCCUGCUCUGCGGAAAUUUCUUGCUGAAGGCGGAUCUCGUAGCUUGCUCUGA